Acanthamoeba castellanii str. Neff is the source of this 411-nucleotide messenger RNA. RefSeq lists its product as uncharacterized. The coding region runs from base 1 to 411 and encodes 136 amino acids. The transcript is spliced from 2 exons. NCBI's taxonomy places the organism in Eukaryota, Discosea, Longamoebia, Acanthamoebidae. The record is from RefSeq and is a predicted model, not a curated record.
AUGGCACCCGUCGUGGAGGAAUGGGAGAGCCGAGGGGAGGAGUGGGCGGCCAAUACGGCGCGGCUGUGGACGCAAUACUACGCCACCGGCAAGGGUCGCAUCUAUCGCGAACGCGCCUACGUCGACUGCGGCCAACGAUGCUCGAGCAUGGCCCACCUUGGGCGCCUCGUCGCUGUCGACGAAACGAGGCUCAACAAUGAGGAGGGCAUAGAUGACGCAGAGAGGAAGAAGGAACCCCGACCGACGUCACUGGGCCAGUUGCCUCGCGAGAUGGUGCGCAUGCUGCUGCUCUGCCUAGGCAGCCAUCGGCGGCCGCCGUCGCCUCCCGACACCGUGCCGUGGAAGCAGCUCAACAACGGCGACGAUGGUUUGCCAGCCGACUGGCGGUCACGUCUGCCUCUUCAGCCUUGA